AGGUGCGGCAGUGAACCAGGACUGCCUUCCGUCCACAUGCGUGCGUCCGGAAGCCCUAUAACUGAUUCGGAAAGUGGCUUCCGACUUGAAACAGCCUACUGAUCUACCUAAUCCGAUAUCGUGACGGAAGGAGAGGGCGGAAUGGAAGUUGCCGGCAGCGAGGAGAUGUCCUUCCACGUCGUGCAUAAGAUUCCGGCAGGCGAGGGGCCGUACGUUCGAGCAAAGCAUCUCCAGCUGGUGGAGAAAGACUUGGAGGGGUCGAUCCUGUGGUUUUGGAAGGCCAUCAACGAGAGGGACAGGGUGGACAGCGCACUGAAGGACAUGGCGGUGGUGAUGAAGCAGCAGGACCGGACGGAGGAAGCUGUGGAAGCCAUCAAGUCCUUCCGGCACCUCUGCUCUAACCACUCCCAGGAUUCCCUUGACAACCUUCUCAUCGAUCUCUUCAAGAAAUGUGGGAGAGUGGAGGAGCAGAUAGUGAUGUUGAAGCAGAAGCUGCGGAUGAUAUACAUGGGGAAGGCCUUCAAUGGGAAGACGACGAAGACGGCACGCUCCCAUGGCAAAAAGUUCCAGGUUUCCAUCAAACAAGAGACUGCUCGUCUCCUGGGUAACUUAGGAUGGGCAUACAUGCAGCAAGCCAACUACAUGGCGGCGGAGGCGGUGUACCGCAAGGCGCAGAUGAUCGAACCCAAUGCCAACAACGGCUGCAACCUCGGCGUCUGCCUCAUCAAUCAAGGCCGCUACGACGAGGCUCGCUCCAUCGUCACCACCGUUCUCGACCUAGGCUUCUCCAGCGCCACCGCUGCUGCCGUCGAUCGCAAGGCGCUACAACGGGCGAAGAAGUUGUUGGCCGAGAUCGAUCACUCGAUCUCCGUCUCGGAGAUGACGAGGAGGUUAGGGGAGGAAAUGCUGCAGAGUUUGGACAUCAUGGAAGAAGGUUGGACACCCUCCAAGUCCAAGAGGUUGCCGGUCUUCGAGGAGAUAUCUCCCUUUUGGGACCAGAUGGCCUUCUGAUGUACACAGCAGCAGGAUGUGAAGAAGACACGCCCGGUUAGUAGUAGUAUAGAACAUCCGUGCUUAAUAGCGGUGUUGGGCUCUGAUGUUGUAACGUAAGGAAGAAAGGGAGAAGGUCUGAAUCUGUGUUCAUGGUCGUUUUCUGUCACCUUGCACCAAAGGGAUGUGCAAUGGAGAACUUGUGGAAUCACAAGCAACCAUGAAUCUGUGUUCAUGGUCGUAGACCCA
Messenger RNA from Musa acuminata AAA Group (dessert banana), 1239 nucleotides. Its product is annotated as protein SULFUR DEFICIENCY-INDUCED 1-like. The record is from RefSeq and is a predicted model, not a curated record. Bases 142 to 1011 code for a protein of 289 amino acids. Gene Ontology annotation, molecular function: protein binding. Lineage: Eukaryota; Viridiplantae; Streptophyta; Magnoliopsida; Zingiberales; Musaceae. The transcript has 4 exons.